UAUAAACGUGUUGUUACAUUAUGUGGAAUUAAACAUUUUAAAAUCAGAACUGUUAUACAUACUUAUUUUCACUUUAAAUGCACGUCGCCUUGUCCAAAGGUUGACAGGUGGAUUUGUUUGCUGAUGCCAGAACCCCCAGAUUGCCUGUAUGGCCGAAUCAUGAAGUUUUUUACAUUUUUGCUUUUGCUUCCAGAAACCUUAAAAAGGACUAAAAAGAGUGGGAAGCAGUCCGGCAAGCUGCCAGUAUGCUAUGAAAUCGUGACUUUGUCCGUGAAGAAGAAGAUGGCUGCAGAACUGUACCCUGCAAGCUUAAACACCAACCUCCCUAACAGCAACGGUGCGGUAGUGACUGCAGCCAGCAAGAAAAACAUCGUACAGGUCACCCAAGCUGUGACCGUGCCGACUACGACUGCCACUCUGCAAAAUAUCAACAACAACAACGUCGAGACUACCAGCUGGCAGUCCACUCACCCGACAUUGCGAGAAAGGUAUGUCAAGCUUCAGUUCUCGUUCUAUUUUAUAAUGCAAAUAUUAUAUUAUGCAAAACCUUGCGUAGUGAUUGCCGCUCCGUGCUUAAAAAUGCCAUCGAUUUAACGUGGCGUGUACGACGCCGAAUGCCUGAUAUAAUUUAUCUUAUUUCGACUCUUUCAGGAAUGCCUUGAUGUUCAAUAAAGAACAUAUGGCCGAUGUUCAUUUCAUUGUGGGUCCCCCUGGUGAAUCGCAGAAAGUUCCAGCGCACAAGGUGAGUGUGCUUUUCUCAUGCGCCAAAGUCUCACGCGUGUUGGAAGCCUGACGCGGUCAUGUAGACAUAUGUAUAGUAGUAGCCUACCAUGCUUUUCCUGCCAUUGUGGCCCAUUGGAGACGGAUUUUCUAUUUUUUUAAUGAAUUACAUUACACAUUGUCAUAUAGUUUGCAUUGACAUACAUAUAAGCACAACAACUGUGUAAAUAUACACAUGCUUUAUAAAGAAUGUAUCACAUUUUCCCAAACAAUAUGCAUGGCCAUAUUGAAAUAACCCACUUUCCUUCUUGUGUUUACAGUAUGUAUUGGCGGUGGGCAGCUCCGUUUUUGGUGCCAUGUUUUAUGGAGACCUGGCAGAAGGGGAGUCUGAGAUUCACAUCCCAGACGUGGAGCCUGCUGCUUUUUUAAUUCUGUUAAAGUGAGUAACACAUUACAUCAUCUCUGUGUAAGGCUUGCUUAUGCAUUUCAGUCCUUUUUGUCAGCAAUGUUGCCAUGCUCUUGUCAUUUAGCCAAUACAAAGGGGCGGCAAGUAGCCUAGAGGUUUGAGAGGCAGGCCUGCAAUCGGAGGGUCGCCGGUUUGAAUCCAAAGUCUCAUAUCUAGUGCCCAUCAGCAAGGAACUUAAUCCUUUAACUUCCUUUCAACCCCUUGGUGUGAUUGUUUGUUUUUCAGGGGGUUGGGUUGGACAGUCAAGUAUUUUUUCAUGUAUUGCUGUGGUUGGGGUCAAUGUAAUUUCAAUUCAGGAUAUGAAUUGAAUUGUCUCAUUGAAAUGGAAUUGGUCCCCAACCCUGAUCGAUUGGAUGUUUAGCAAUUGUUCUAUCAUACAUUGUGAUGGUGGUUGUGGUUAUAAUGGCUCUUAAAUUCUCACUUCUUCCCCCCUCUUCCAGGUAUAUGUACAGCGACGAGAUUGAACUGGAGGCGGACACGGUGCUGGCCACUCUGUACGCCGCCAAGAAGUACAUUGUGCCUGCGUUGGCCAAGGCCUGCGUCACUUUCCUGGAGACCAGCCUGGAGGCCAAGAACGCCUGUGUGCUGCUCUCCCAGAGCCGCCUCUUCGAGGAGCCAGAGCUGACACAGCGCUGCUGGGAGGUAAUCGACGCCCAGGCUGAGCUAGCCCUCCGCUCCGAGGGCUUCUGUGAGAUCGACCUGCAGACCCUGGAGAUCAUCCUGCGCCGUGAGACGCUGAACACGCGCGAGGCAGUGGUCUUCCAGGCAGUGCUGGAGUGGGCAGUGGCCGAGUGCCGGCGCCAGGGCCUGGGCGCAACGGCACGGAACAAGCGGGCGGUGCUGGGCAAGGUACUGUACCUGGUGCGCCUCCCCACCAUGACGCUGGAGGAGUUUGCCGACGGCGCGGCACAGUCGGACGUGCUCACCCUGGAGGAGACACACGACAUCUUCCUGUGGUACACAGCGGCCAACAAGCCCAAGCUGGAGUUCCCGCUGGCUCAGCGGACGGGCCUGACGCCGCAGCGGUGCCAUCGCUUCCAGUCAUCGGCCUACCGGAGCAACCAGUGGCGCUACCGGGGCCGCUGCGACAGCAUCCAGUUCGCCGUAGACAAGCGCAUCUUCAUUGCCGGCCUGGGCCUGUAUGGCUCGAGCGGCGGCAAGGCUGAGUACAGUGUCAAGAUUGAACUGAAGCGGCAGGGUGCCACGCUGGCGCAGAACCUCACCAAGUUCGUGUCGGACGGCUCCAGCAGCACAUUCUCAGUGUGGUUCGAGCACCCGGUCCAAGUGGAACAGGACACCUUCUACACGGUCAGCGUUGUGCUGGACGGCAACGAGCUGAGCUACUUUGGGCAGGAGGGCAUGACUGAGGUGCAAUGCGGGAAAGUGACAUUCCAGUACCAGUGCUCCUCGGACAGUACCAAUGGGACGGGCGUGCAGGGGGGGCAGAUCCCUGAACUGGUCUUCUAUGCAUGAAUCCUGGGGUUUGUCUGUAACACAUCCCCUCCCCCUGCGUGGAAUUGCGUUCUACCACUGGAUUCGUUGAACAUGCUGGGGAUUAUUAGAGGGUCCAAAAGCAAAAGAGUUCCUUUGCCUUCUUCAAUAAUGUAGCAGCAGCGAGAAAUUAUGUAAAUGUGAACAUGCCUGUUAGUCCUUUGGCAAAAUGUUUGAGUGAAGGAAUGCUCUUUCCGUUUUUAUUUAUUGAGAUAUAGAUAAAACCUAUGAUUUUGACUAUUGAGCGCUGUGGCAUGCAGCCUGGUGUAAAUAAUAGAGAAGUUGUAUUAUUGCACUCCUACUGGGCCACUCCCCGUUAGCGUGUUGUUGUUUUUUGUACAUAACUUGAGGCUAAUUUGUUUACAGCUUGAGGUUGGCUGACAAAUGACAUGUCUUGUAUUUAGUGCGCAGCUUUAUGGAACUGCAGAACAUAAAGAAAACGUUUUUGUGACUCAAA
Molecule: messenger RNA, 3134 nt
Organism: Coregonus sp. 'balchen'
Lineage: Eukaryota; Metazoa; Chordata; Actinopteri; Salmoniformes; Salmonidae
Source: the annotation of a GenBank genome assembly